AUGUCGGAAGUUACAUUUGGAUUCAGCGCCCCUGAAAUAAUCCAAGCCGGCCACGUAAGUGACGACGAUCUUCAACUGCUGAAGAAAUGGCAGCGCGAAACUAAUCUUCCCCAAUUAACGGACGAACAGCCAGUCCUGUUCCUGAUUGCCACCGGCAGCUCCGUCGAGUUGUGGAAGGCCACCAUAGCAGCUCACUUCAGAAUCAAGACGAAGAACCCGGUCUUAUUCAAAGAUAGAAAUGUGCAAAAUGUGGAUCUUAGGAAAAUUACGAGAGUCAUGCACUUUGCUGUAAUGCCUGAACGCUAUGGAGGUUCUACGCUUUGCUUCUCCGGGUUAAACGAUACGAAUUACCAAAAUUUAGAUUUUGAAUGUUGUUUGAGGAUGAACUGCAUAAUUUUGGAGGCAGUUCUUCAAGACAACAAUCCGCAGGAUAUUAUAUACGCCUUUGAUUGUAGAGGGACGACGUUUAUGCACGCUUGGAAAUUUAACAUGCACCUUCUGAAGGUCUACUUAGACUACGUACAGCAUGGACUUCCAUGCAAGAUCAAAAACAUCCAUUUACUCCACUCCAAUCGAGUUAUGCACACCACUUACAAUAUAACCAAGCCUUGGAUUGGUCAGGAAAUAUCAUCCAAAAUUGUACUUCACUCGAGCCUGGAGAGCACGAACAGAUUUUACGAGUGGAUACCAAAGAGGUACCUUCCAAAGGAGUUCGGCGGAGACUUAAAGUCAAUCCGCGUCUACCACGAGAGAACCAUGAGGAAGCUGGAGGAGUUGCAGUUUUAGUUUGACGCAGAACAGAAACAGUGGUUGAGAGACUAACCUAACCAUUUUGUUUGCACUACUUCCCCCCUCCUUCCCUUCGGUAUCGCCACAUUUGUUGUUGCGUAACGAUUUUUA
Photinus pyralis (common eastern firefly) is the source of this 900-nucleotide messenger RNA. Its product is annotated as retinaldehyde-binding protein 1-like. Lineage: Eukaryota; Metazoa; Arthropoda; Insecta; Coleoptera; Lampyridae. Gene Ontology annotation, cellular component: membrane. The record is from RefSeq and is a predicted model, not a curated record. The transcript is spliced from 4 exons. Gene Ontology annotation, molecular function: phosphatidylinositol bisphosphate binding. The coding region runs from base 1 to 786 and encodes 261 amino acids.